AUGUUGUCGUUUAUCCUCAUCCAGAACCGGCAGGGCAAAACCCGCCUAGCUAAGUGGUACGUCCCUUAUAGCGACGAGGAAAAGAUCAAGCUCAAAGGCGAAGUCCACCGCCUCGUUGCGCCGCGCGAUCAAAAGUACCAGUCCAAUUUCGUCGAGUUCCGCAACAACAAGAUUGUCUACCGACGGUACGCGGGGCUCUUUUUCUGCGCGUGUGUCGACACAAACGACAACGAGCUCGCCUACCUCGAGGCCAUUCACUUCUUUGUCGAGGUGCUUGAUUCCUUUUUCGGCAACGUCUGUGAGCUGGACCUGGUGUUCAAUUUCUACAAGGUCUAUGCCAUCCUUGACGAGGUGUUUUUGGCCGGGGAGAUUGAGGAGACGAGCAAGCAGGUUGUUUUGACCAGGCUGGAGCAUCUGGAUAAGCUUGAGUGA
This is a messenger RNA of Canariomyces notabilis, 432 nucleotides long. Its product is annotated as AP-2 complex subunit sigma. Bases 1 to 432 code for a protein of 143 amino acids. The record is from RefSeq and is a predicted model, not a curated record. Gene Ontology annotation, biological process: clathrin-dependent endocytosis; protein transport. Gene Ontology annotation, molecular function: clathrin-cargo adaptor activity. Gene Ontology annotation, cellular component: AP-2 adaptor complex; intracellular membrane-bounded organelle. The transcript is spliced from 3 exons. Lineage: Eukaryota; Fungi; Ascomycota; Sordariomycetes; Sordariales; Chaetomiaceae.